Molecule: messenger RNA, 832 nt
Organism: Bradysia coprophila
Lineage: Eukaryota; Metazoa; Arthropoda; Insecta; Diptera; Sciaridae
Molecular function (GO): zinc ion binding; nucleic acid binding
Source: RefSeq, a predicted model, not a curated record
CACUUCAGCGUCGUUGGCUCGCGUUGUAUUGUCAUUGUCAAGUCAAGUGUCAUUGUUCGUCAAAAGAUAUUUUGUUUACUUCGGACAGUUUCACAUUUUAUUUAAUUUGUUGAUUUCCUUACCAAAUUCCAAUAAUUAUUCCCACGUUUCAAUCGAUCCGCAAAAAAUGACGUUAGGAGGUCUUGCUGCUCAAAAAUUGGGACAGAAACGAAGAAAUGAGAAACUAGCCGCAGCAUUUCCGAACGGUGCUCGAUGCCAGAAAUGCUUAGAAUACGGCCACUGGAGCUUCGAAUGCAAAGGAAAACGGAAGUUCGUGCAUCGUGAUUCGCGCACAAAAACGCUCAACAAGAAUAUCACCGAAAUGACUGAAAAAAAGAACCCCAAAUCCAGUGCACCACCAGCGAAAAAGGCCAAACAGAGUUCGAGUAGUGAUAGUGAUGACAGCAGCGAUUCCGAUUCGGAUGAUUCAGACUCCUCAUCGGAUAGUUCGGAUAGCUCAGAGGACAGCAGUUCGUCAUCGUCGUCAUCGGAUUCCGGGUCAAGUUCAAACAGCGAUUCAGAAUCAUCGGAUUCGAAUUGAAAAUUUGAUUAUUUUUUGGUCGCCUAAUUUUGAUGUGUGUGAGAAAGUGUAAAUUUUAUGAAAAUAUUUUACUCAAACUUUGGUUUAUUCCGUAGCCGAUUUUGUUGUAAUUUCUGAACUAAACCUUUGAUUGGUAAAAUUUUAGAGAAUAAGUUUGAUGAACAAAAUGUUCAUUUGACGGCUGGGAAGGUGUUUUUAAAUUGUAAUUUAGUUGUCGAUUGUUUAGUCGAAUAAAUUGAGCAUACAAUUUCA